This is a messenger RNA of Gordionus sp. m RMFG-2023, 936 nucleotides long. RefSeq names its product post-GPI attachment to proteins factor 2-like. Gene Ontology annotation, biological process: GPI anchor biosynthetic process. Gene Ontology annotation, cellular component: Golgi membrane; endoplasmic reticulum membrane. Lineage: Eukaryota; Metazoa; Nematomorpha; Gordioida; Chordodea; Parachordodidae. The record is from RefSeq and is a predicted model, not a curated record. The coding region runs from base 137 to 934 and encodes 265 amino acids. The transcript has 5 exons.
AUAAUGAUUUUAAUAAAGAAAAAUUGAUCUCAUAAACAGAUUUUAAAUAACUGUUAGCUGUUAAAUCGCGAUCGCAAUCGCGCCACUAUGAAUUCAAUUAAAAUAGACACAUUUUUCUUCCAGCCAACAACUAAUCAUGGAUGGGAGUUCAAAAAAUUUUAUCAUAGUUAAUAUAAAUUUUUUCCAAUUUGCAAUCUUAAUUGCAGCUUGUCCACUAAUAACCUUGUUUAUUUGCAUUUUUAUAUCAAUAUACUUUCAUUCUGAGACUUCAACAUUAACUCAUUGUAAAGUUAAAAAUAUUUUACCAUCAUUAAGUGCUGCAUUUGGUGAUGAAAAUCCAGAAAAAUUUAUAUGGCAAAUAGGAGUUGCUUUUCAUUUAGGGCCUAGACUUUAUGUUGGUUAUUUAUAUAAAGGGCUUUAUAAUAGUUUAUUGCAAGAGAAGUAUUACACGCCUAGCAAAAUUAUAUCAAAACAUUAUUAUUAUACAAAUAUCUGUAGGCUUGCGACAUAUUUAUACUUUCAGGAAAUAAUAUCUUUAUCAAUUUUAACAUACAUCAGUUCUUCGGAUGAUUUCAUGAUACAUGCUGCAUCAUUUACAGUGUUUAUCAUUAGUUCUAUAAUAUACAUGAAGAUGUCAUGUAUAAUAUUCAGUCAUUAUACGUCCUUAUUUUCGUUAAACAAGAACCACGCAUUAUCGUUAAAGUUGAAAAGAAAAAUAUCUAAUUCAAUCAUUGUUAUCAUUAUUUUAGCUGCUUAUUUGUAUAGAAGGCAUAACACAUUUUGCGAACCAUAUGUUUAUUCGUUAUUCGCAUUGUCCGAAUAUACAUUCGUCAUCUUGAACAUCAUCUUUCACGGCUUAGCAAUAUUAGAUUUUGAUUCUUAUUGUGUAUCAUUUUUACCAUCUCACGAAAUAAGUGUAUUACAUAGAGUAUAAUA